AUGGCUACUUUAAAACGAAAGGCCCCUGAAUUUGCUGAUGCGCUGGAUGCUACGCCUACGGGCAGACCGGCUAAGAAGCUGCGUCUGACUCAGGGCCAAAAGCAGGCGCUGAUUGACAACCUCCAGCUCGAAAUCACCGAGCGCGCUCGCAAGCUUCGCGCCCAGUAUGCACUUCAAGCAAAUGACCUUCGUGCCCGCAUCGAACGACGCGUCAACCGUAUCCCCAUCUCUCUUCGCAAGGUCAACAUGGGCGAGCUCUUCGAGAAGCACUCGGCUCCGACCCAAGCGACGUCACCCAUACGCAGAAUAUCUCCAGCAAAGGUCUCGCGCGCACCCAUCUCCAUUGACCAAGCCCUUUCACCAUCCGGCACACGCGACGGCCGGAACCGACGUACCAGCAACGAUGGCCACUACUCGGACAAGGAGAACGCACCGGCUGCUGGCACUCCCGAAGGGCUCAAGAACCCUAAGCGCCGGGGCAAAGCACCUGCUGCGGGUGGCGCAUCACGCGUCGUUUCCCAGGAAGUGCGUGGCCACGACCACCGGAUUCUCUCCCCCAAGUCCCUGAACUCCCGAACUUACCCGCAAUCGCCCUUCCGUACUUCCCCUGAGAAAGGGCAGCCGUCUUACCUGUCCCGACCGACCUCUCCACUAAAGCCCUCUAGCCCUUUGCGCGCCGCUGGCCCUGGCUCUCGACCGCGCGGUGCUACGGUGUCUACCGUCAGAGACAACCAGCCGACUACGCACGCCAAGAAGACUACAGCUCGCUCCGCGACCGGCCCCAGGGCUGUCAGGUCCCCUCUUCCGCGCCCGGCCACUCGUCAGGGCGAACGCAAAAACAGCUUCUCAUCUACCGCGUCUUCAGGCACUACUACCGUGACGAAGCCCACUCGCACUGGUACCGGUGCCCGGAAGGCCACAGCUGGAACCACCGCGGCCACAAAGAAACCCACUGUUCCUCGGGCGCAGGCCGCUUCGCUUGCUGUGAAGAAGACUGCUACUGCUGCUACUGCGUCCACUGUGAGGAAGACCACCGCCCCGGCAUCCACGGCCGAGGCCUCUACUCGCGGGACGAGGGCACUGCGGAAGCGUGUAUAG
Penicillium canariense is the source of this 1098-nucleotide messenger RNA. RefSeq lists its product as uncharacterized. Gene Ontology annotation, cellular component: chromosome passenger complex; spindle midzone; chromosome, centromeric region. The transcript has 3 exons. Bases 1 to 1098 code for a protein of 365 amino acids. The record is from RefSeq and is a predicted model, not a curated record. Gene Ontology annotation, biological process: mitotic sister chromatid segregation. Lineage: Eukaryota; Fungi; Ascomycota; Eurotiomycetes; Eurotiales; Aspergillaceae.